AUGUCAUCUCAAUCGAGACUUGUAGAUCAGCGAGCAAUCGUAAGGCAACUUUGGACAAUAAAAGUUCAUGAACCAAAAAAAAUAGCUGCAAUAACUCAUAUACUACUUUCUACUGUCUAUCGCUAUGUAACCAAACUCAAAAAAACUGGAACUUUGUCUCCUCAUGGUCAUUCUGGUCGACCAAAAAUUAUCUCUAUAAAGCAAUGUCAUCAGCUUGAUCAGAUUGUAAAACAUCAAGCUAAUGUUACCUCUGCCGAACUUGCAGCCCGUCUUAAUAAAACUAGUCAUGGAUUGAAGAUCUUAAUUAUAAGAUUGGGCACUUCGUCAUAUUAA
This is a messenger RNA of Acaulospora morrowiae, 333 nucleotides long. Lineage: Eukaryota; Fungi; Glomeromycota; Glomeromycetes; Diversisporales; Acaulosporaceae. The record is from the annotation of a GenBank genome assembly.